GGCAAUCAGUUGUUUGAGUGCUAAGUAGGGCGCUUUUAUUGAUGUUUCUCACUAAUAUGGCGAGAUGACAGGAUUAUCAGAGAUAACCACAAACAUUUGAAUGCCGGCAGCAGAGAGAAGUAACGCCAAGCAACGGCAACGCUAACUGUUACGAUGUCAGGCAAAGGAGCAGACACCAAUCUUCAUGCUGGGGAAGUCGACCCCACCCUGGUGGCAAACGCUACAGCCAAUCGCAUGGCAGCUCAGUUCUUUGAAAAGUAUGACCGCUUCGAGGUGCAAGAAAUGCUGGCUCAGACUUCAUAUCACUGGUUCUUAUCUCAGGAUGAGCACAAGCUACAAGCAGAGCCACCCAAUGGUAUCAUCAUGUCGAGUAAACCCUUCCUUAAUAAUAACUGCUUGAUUCUAAUGCCCUUUGACCCAACGGUGGAACCUAUUGACUUUCGGCUCAUUCACCAAAUCCUUAGAGAACUUGUGAUGGGCAUUUACGGCCUUAAUCAGGUACCUUCAAUAACCCUAGAAGCUAACUUUGAUCAGAGUACCUCCUGCCAGUUACCGCCGGCCUACAACGAUACGUACGUCGGCCAGCUCCUCACCAACGUGGACUACAUGAUGAAAGCGUUGUGGCACGGGGCCUACUUCCCCAGAGAUAAACGCACCAAGUUCUCCGAGCGCUGGCGCUCAAGCCUCGACGUCAACGCGGAAGGGGUACCCGAAUCUAAGAAGAUCGUCCUCACAGAAUUUACAUUGGCAGGAAUGAUUGAUGUCACCAAAGAUCCUGACUACGCGACCAUCUAUGACAACAUGAGGCUCUUCCCAAUGAGCAAGCACGACGCUAACAUUGACAAACGUCUCUUCAUGCAGUACGUCAACGACAUGUCGGUGCAGUUGACGUGGAGACAGAAGACUGUCCAGCAGCACAAUAACUUGUUUGUGAUUGAUGCAGCUUAUGAGGUUUCCGGAGUCUUGAGGCUUCAUGAGGACAGGACUGACCGUGAUAUAUACGAGAGACUGCAGACAAGAUUACAGGCCCAUGUUGAUGUUAUCGAGAAACAUUUGUGCAACAAGGCCGAGGUACGGCGCCAGAUGUCUCUCUUGAGGCUGAUCAGUUUCCUCGUUCCAUUCUUGAUGGGACUAAGGAGAAAGAACAAAGUCCCAGACAUGUCCAGACUUCUACCUCAACUUACAGCUGAUGAAUGCAAGACAGAAAGGGAACUCCCACCCUUGAUGCUGUCCCCGGAGUUCCGCUGCCCAAACUUUGACUUUGGUAACAAGUAUUUCCACCUCCAUGGAGGCAUCCAGAUCGACAUCGAAGGCGAUGACGUGGUCCUCGACCCCCCUGAGGUCAUCCUCAACCACUACAACAAGAUCCAGUUGGAGGCCACGGAGAGACUGGCGAAGCUGACGGAACCUGACACGUUCCAGGAGUCUUAUCCUAUGGUUGUCAUUGAGCUUGGAGGAAAGAAAUACUAUGCAUUCUCGAUGGACCUUGAGACCUACUACCCUGUGUCUCCGCCACGCCCCCUUUGGUGUCAUUCAUUCUACGAGAAGAUCAAGGAUUUGAAGCCAAAGAGAUUACCCUUGACUGAUAUCCACAUGCACGAACAAUUCAAGCGGAGAUACGGAUACCACCAAGCCAUCAAGUUUAAGUCCUUACAAGCUGGUCUCAGGCAAGCGGCAAUCAGAGGCCUAGUCUCUGUAUUUCAGACCCUCGCUCGUAAAUGUCCCGCAUCUCGUCUUGGCAACCAAGACGAGGAUGGCUACUCCCUGGUUCACUACGCUGCCCUUCACAACCGCGCUCAGAUCCUUCAACUACUUAUGAUACAAGGCCAAGAUAUCAGUGUAAGAAGGCAUCAUCUCACUACACAAGUCGCAAGUAUUUGUGGAGGCACCACUCCCCUUCAUCUUGCAGCCAAGAGUGGAAGCUUGGAUGCCGCCCUGUUGAUGGUGAGUAACCAUGGCGAUAUGGUGAGUGCUGACAAUGCUGGCUGGGCAGCGAUACACCAUGCAUCCUUCUACAACCACGCUCCCAUCGUUAGGAUGUUCAUUAGGAAGUUUGAAGACCAGAUGGAACUGGAAACGUGGGAUAAGUUGCGACAGACCCCUCUGCUACUAGCUGCCAGCAGCGGGGCCUUAGAGUCGGUCAAGAUCCUGAUAGAGCUAGGUGCGAAGAUCCUCAAGACGGACAUGGAGAAGAACAACAUGGUUCACCUGGCUGCUCUAAGGUUCCACACCUAUGUCCUAGAGUUCUUCAUUGAAUGGAAUCACAAGGAUGCACCAGUCUGGAAGACUCUCGUUGAGAUGUUGAAUUCAACAGAUUUCCGGAAGAAAGACAGUGCUGUUCGAUCUCUAGAGGUUCUUACAACAUCUGGUAAACAUCACUGGAAGGCUAUAUUGGAAGCUAAUGGUAUCCCAGCCUUGGUGAAGAUCCUUCAGAUGAAAUCCCCCGAGAUGCAGUCCCUUGGAGCCGCAGUCCUGUGCAAUAUGUCCUGCAACGAACCAAUCUGCCACGCCAUCGCCGAAGCAGGGGGAAUCCCCACCCUCAUCAAGCUCCUGGCCUCCAACCGAGACGACAUCCAGUCCCGGACGGCCAUCAUCGUAGCCGACAUGGGCGCCUACGAUGACCACCAGACGGAGUUCAGUCGGGAGGGUGGUGUCCCGCCCCUCAUCCAUCUCCUGGAUUCAGAACUUGAGGAUGUCCUCAAGCAAGCAGUCAACGCUGUCCGGGUGCUCUGUCUCGAUCAUCACGAGAAUCAGACACUGGUGUCCAAGCAUGGUGGAAUUGCGCCUUUGGUGGAGUUUCUUACAGUCAAUUCUGAUGAACUGAAGGAGGCUUCAGCUGCUGCCCUCGCAGCCCUCACUUACGGUCACCAUGACAACCAGAAUGCUGUCAUCGCAGAGGGAGCGGUUGAGCCGCUGGUCAAGCUCAUCAAGUGUCAUAACAUCAAGGUGCAGGUCAAAGCCGCUGCGGCCUUAGAGUCUCUCGGCGAGAGCAAUCCCGACUCUCAGAGGGCCAUACUUGAUCUACACGCUCCGGGAGCUCUUAUCAAACUUCUAACGUUCUGGGCUUUAGAUGUGAAGGAGCAGGCUGCUUGCUCCUUGUGGGCUUUGGCAGGAAACACAAGGAGACAACAGAAGGAGAUAGCUCAAUACAUUGGUAUCAGUGGUAUCAUCGAUCUUAUCGUCAAGUCAGAAAGAUUACAGUAUGUGGCCUGCAAGGCAAUGAUUGCAUUGACGAGAGAAAGUUUCGACAAUCAGAAUGAAAUCAAGAAGGAGAAUGGAAUUCUUCCCCUGGUUCGUAUCUUACGCUCCACUAAAACGAUAGAAAGGGUUCUCAUGACGGUAAUCAAGGCUCUUGGGACACUCUGUAUAGGUGUGGCCAACCGGAACAACCCUGUCACCCAGAACAAGAUCGCUGAAGAGGGGGCCAUCGGUACCCUCGUGGGUCUCCUGCGCUCCUCCUCAAACCCUCACAUCAAGGUGGAGAUCGCCGUCACCCUUGGGGCUAUCAUCCUCGGUAACCGUAGCAACCAGAAGCUUCUCGAAGAGGAACCGAUGUUCAGCAUCCAUCUGCUGCUCCAGCUGAUGAAUGAAAAGGAUGAGAGUGUUCGUCUGAAAGCAGGAACAGCCCUGUCCACCUUUGCCUUCAACAACACCAGCCAGCAGUACAACAUACGGGAAGCAGGAGGGAUCAGGAUGUCAAACUUCCAGAGAUUCUUGGAGUCCGAGGAUGAUAGUCAUCAAGCCCAUGCUGCUUUUCAGAUUGUGGUUCUGGCCCGUGUAAUCGUUGACAGGGAUCAGGUAUCAUUGUCAGCUGAAGGAGUAACAAGGCUGGUGGGAUUACUCAAGUCUGAGAAUCAAAACACUGUUAUCCUUGCAGGGAGCCUCCUUGCCAGUCUUGCCCAUACCAGGGCGGGUAUACCCGAUGCCAUGAUCACAUCCGGUGCUGUCGAUAUCCUCAUCAACCACCUCAACUCCGACAACAUCGAAGUCCGUAGCUCCUCGGCAGUGGCCCUUGGCUAUCUGACAUUCAACAGGACGGCGACGCGGCUUUUGCUGAUCGCCACCAGGAACACGCCGGGUCUCUUCCAGAAGCUGAUGGACAACCUGGAUAAAGAUGGCAAGAUCUCUGAAGACUUCACUGAGGAGUUCAGAAGACAACAGGUUGUUGGACUACCGGCUCUAAGCUUGGAGAAGCAUGGAGGACCAUCAGCUGUACCUCCACCAAGACCAAGAGGCUCAAGCAGGCAACAUAGUCGACCAAACACGACCAUGGGUUUCAACAGCCGUCCCACCACAGCAGCUUCCUCCAAAUCGGGUAAACCGCCCCCAAGGUCAACCUCGGCACCGGUCCGCUCCCGUCAGGUCCGUACUCCAAAGGUCAUCACCCCUAAGGUCAUCGCCCAGGGCAACGGACGCAGGGUCAAGAUAGAGGAGGGUAACGUGUCACCGGCUAAGUCGACAAAUACAAAGGUAGCUUGGGACUAAGCGAUAGGAUUCUCCCCUUGUUUCUUGAAGUCAUUUGUGUGUCAUUUCAACCUGUCUCUUAACCUGCCUGUAUUGAAAUCUUGUGCUCAAAUAGCACAUUUAGUAAUACUGGUGGGUGUUUCAUAAAGCUGUUCGUAAGUUAAGAGCCACUUUAAGAACGACUGGUGAUCAUUUCUUGUGGUAAAUGGUAUAUACUGGUAUAAUGGUUUAAUCGGAGAUGGUUUAGUGCGUAAGAAAGGAUCACCAGUCGUUCGUAAAGUCGUUCUUAACUUACGAACAGCUUUACGAAACGGCCCCCUGGUAAUAAUGUGUUAUACUCUGCAUUGUUUGUGCAGUGUAAUGCCUUUUUAUAUUUGUUUUGCCUUAUUGUAUUGUUUUUUGUUUGUUUUGCAAUUGACUCGUGUGUGAACAAUACUUAAUUAAUGCCAUGUGAAAGCAUUAAGAAGGUUUUGCUCCACAACACAUGAUGGAUGAAAGAACAUAAUAAAAUGUAUCGUAAAAUGCCCUUCAUGACAAUGAUCAACCAAGAAAUCUUUGACAAAACUUCAUGAAUCGAAGAGCAGUUUUGUCCGGGGGAGCGUUUCAUGAAAGGACUUGUCGGACGAUUUAUCUGACAAGUCCUGUUUUAUCCGACAUUUACCAUAGUAA
Lytechinus variegatus (green sea urchin) is the source of this 5133-nucleotide messenger RNA. RefSeq names its product ankyrin and armadillo repeat-containing protein-like. Bases 154 to 4485 code for a protein of 1443 amino acids. The record is from RefSeq and is a predicted model, not a curated record. The transcript is spliced from 23 exons. NCBI's taxonomy places the organism in Eukaryota, Metazoa, Echinodermata, Echinoidea, Temnopleuroida, Toxopneustidae. Gene Ontology annotation, molecular function: protein binding.